AUGAUUAACUCCUCUUCCAGAAAAGUUUAUUUCCUGUUAUGUAGAUUCGGCGACAAACAAAUGUCCUCCAUCCCCAAGGAAAUGCGAGCCUGGGAAAUUCACAAAUACGAGCCAACGCUUGAUUUGGUUUUGGAGAAGGAACUUAAGCUUACUACCACUCGCCGACCACUGAUCAAGGCACCACGCGAUCUGGUGGUGCGCACUGAAGCGGCAUCUGUCAAUCCGAUUGAUGGCUACACUUUAACUGGCUAUGGCUCGAAGGUGCUCAAGCUUCGUCGGUGUUUAUCCAUGAAGCUUAAAUCUGACGACUUCCCCUUCACACCCGGUCGCGAUUUCGCCGGUGUUGUGGUAGAAUCGGGCCCAGAAGCGACGACAAAUUUUCCGCCGGGAACCCCUGUUAUGGGUGCUUUUAUGGCCCACAUGAGCAGCCAGGGUAGUGGAUGUCUUGCUGAGUACAUUCGCUGUUCAUCGGCUGUGGUUGCGCGGAGGCCAGACAAGUUGGAUCCUGUGGACGCUGCGGCGGUGAGCUACGCCGGCCUCACCGCGUGGUCAGCCUUAAAGCACGCUGGCCUGGACCCAGCAGAAGGCACUAGUGAUGGCUCCAAGAGGGUGUUGGUGACGGCUGCAACGGGUGCGGUAGGCGCGAUAGCCGCCCAGUUAGCCAGGAUUGCGGGGGCCUCGUAUGUAGCGGUCACCUGCUUGGCGAGGGUGAACAAGGAAGACAUGAAGACGAAGCUCGGUGUUGAUGAUGUGAUUUUGGUUCCUGAACUACCGUCAGUGUCAGAUACGUUUGACGUCAUCAUUGAUUGUGUUAGGCCUGAGAUUUUGAAGGACAAUAUUGAACACUCCUGGCCGAAGCGGGAAGACGUCGAAAUUGACAAGCACUUCCCUCUCAUGCAGAAUUUGUCCUCGAAUCCGGGCUCGCGUUACGUGUCAGUUAACCCUCCGCUGUUCACAUUUGUUGAUCAUUGGGGUCUCAUGCUUGGAGUCGGCGCGUCACUUGCCCCCCUCUUCCACUCAAAGUUCCACUCGCUUUUUCACCAGCGCACCUCAAGCCCCCUACGCUGGGCGUUAUUCGAGCCGAACGGGAAGCGUCUGGAAAUGCUUGCUGAUUGGGUGGUUCAAGGUCGAAUCCACGUGCCAAUCGAAAAGGUGUUCCCCUUUGAUCAGGUUCCCGAGGCACUCCGAAAGAUGGCUGGACGCGGUAAUAAUGGGAAGAUUGUGGUGAAGUUUGAUUAG
Mesocestoides corti is the source of this 1239-nucleotide messenger RNA. The record is from the annotation of a GenBank genome assembly. Lineage: Eukaryota; Metazoa; Platyhelminthes; Cestoda; Cyclophyllidea; Mesocestoididae.